Molecule: messenger RNA, 2500 nt
Organism: Fomitopsis serialis
Lineage: Eukaryota; Fungi; Basidiomycota; Agaricomycetes; Polyporales; Fomitopsidaceae
Product: HSF-type DNA-binding-domain-containing protein
Exons: 7
Coding region: 332-2053 (573 amino acids)
Biological process (GO): regulation of DNA-templated transcription
Molecular function (GO): DNA-binding transcription factor activity; sequence-specific DNA binding
Source: RefSeq, a predicted model, not a curated record
CGGGCGCGCGCGUUCGAUCAGAGAUGGGCUGCGAAGAUUCCGGCGGAAGAACCUUGCGUGCUGCGCCCCCCGGGGAGUGCUGGCGACGGCGGCCUGGUGCUGGGGGUCUGUGGCGGGCGAUUCCGUGCUCGGUGCAGGCGGUAAGUCCACCGUUGUCCCACAGACAGUCUGUCCCACACCGCGCACUCUACAAAUACGUUCCGCUGCCACCCAUCCUCCCCCGUCUUCUCGCGCCGCGCCAAUUCAAGUCUGGCGAAUCCUCGCCCUCCCGCAGCUUCUCCUCUUCUCGCCUGCACGCUACCGUCUUCUUCGUGCAUCCCUCCCUCCAGCCAUGGCUGAUCUCUACCCCCAGACCUACUCCAACCGCCAGCCCUCCUACCACCGCCAGGACCAGCAGCAGUACCCCGUCCAGAGCACCCAGGGCAUCGUCUACCCCCAGCUCCUCAACACCUCCCAGCCCGCCCCCGUCUCCGAUGACCACCAGUCCCCUCCCCGCAGGAGCAGUCCGCGUCCCCCACGCUGGCACCCCGCCAGCUCGCCCUCCACGCGCCCUCACCACUGCGCCCUCAGCCUCCUAGAACGCCCCGAAAACCACCACAUGAUCCGCUGGGACCCAGCAGGCGAGCACAUCAUCGUCGAGCGGCCUGAGCAGCUCGCGUUGCACGUCCUCCCGAGCGUAUAUCGCCAGUCCCGCUUUGCCAGUUUCUCUCGGCAACUCAACAUCUACGGUUUCAUGCGCAAGGUCAACCUUCGCAACGUCGAUCCCGCCAUUGACGACCCCGACGCGAGCACUUGGUCACACCCGACCCUGAACCGUCACUCACCUGCGGAAGUGGUCGCCAACUUCAAGCGUCGCGUCCCCCCACGUCUCCCCAAGCCUCGCAAGCGUGACAAUGAGGUACCCGCCAUUCCGCCGUCUCGACCGCCACUCGAUACCGGCGGACGGCCUCGUGGGUUUUCGUCUCCAGGCUCCUUCACGCCUAUCGGUCAGGCGGGCGCACCGAGCUGGUCCUCUGGUUACGCGCGUGGAACGCUGCCUCCAUUGACGGUUCCCUCAGAUCCGCCAAUGUCGUCGCACGCCAUGUAUUCGCACUCGUCUCACAUCACGCACCCCAUAACGCCCACAGACGAUACCCCGUCCUCAGCGUCCUUCAGCCCGAUGACGUACCAGAGUGCGCCGCGCGACGCGAUGAUGCUGCCGUCACCGUCGUCGCAAUACCCAUACACAGAGCAGACGAGUAACAGCUGGGGCUUUUCGCCCACGAGCACGUCAAGUCAUUCGUCCGGCAGCUUGUCUAGCUUGCUGAACCCGAGUACGAACAUGAACGGCGGCUACUCAAACGCGUCGCGCCCAACCCCGCCGGCCAUUAACACGCACUCGUCCUACGGUAGUGUUCCCAUGAGCCGAGGCCACUACAGCGCCGGUGGCUUGUCGCCUGACAGCAGGCCGACGUCGGGGUACUCUGUGUCGUCGAUGUCAUCGAUGCCGGACGCGUACGCCGAACCCAACUCUAGCCAUCACCCGUCGUCCGCUCGGCCGUUGACGCCCUCGUCUUCGAGGCCGCCAUCUUCAAAAUCAUAUAACACGAGUUCGCUGAGUAUCCGGAGAGCGCGAAGGCACAGCCAGGCGAUGCAUCCCUAUCCGUCUCCAUACGGUGAGCACCCGCCGUUGUCGGCAGGAUCUGAGCGACCUUCGAGCUCGCCACAGCCUGAUGAACACCCGGGCAACAUCACGCGGGUGCGGAGCAUGAUACAGCUCAACUCGACGGAUACGUAUGGCUUUAAUCCGGCGCAGGCCGACUUCGCGUAUGGGGCAGUAGAUGACGGGCAUGUGUCGCACCACGGCCACGGGAUGUACGUGAACACGGGACGAAGCGUGAGGCCGUCGACAUCUGCGUCAAGCCUCUCGACAUCGAGCUCGGCGGCGAACACGCCGGGAGGCGACGGGUUUGGGCCUGGGGCGGGCGAGGCGGACAUUAACCGAUUCUCACCCGACUUCGGCUUCGUACAGAUGAACGAACACCUCCCGCACUACGCUAAGGGCGAGAUGUAGGUCUGCCCGCGCGCGUGCGCCACUCGGUUGUCGGCCCCGGUGUCAUGUCGAGCGUGUGUGGCGGGGCAGGGGGCGCCGUGACGUCUCGCUUGCAAGUGAUCGGCGGGGGAGUGGCUGGGGGCCACGGAAAAGGUCUGAUCGCGGUGCCGGGAGCAUCUGCCACUCUGUCCUCUGUCUCACAUCUCUCCAUCUCUCCAUCUUUGUUCGCUCGUUCAUUCAUCACGAUCAUUUGACAAGGACUCGUACCGGUGGCUGGUUUGUCGCUUGCCCAUAUCUCGGUCUUUCCAUCUCUCACUCUGCUUUGCAAAGCUGUUCGCUGUAUUCGUUAGUUGCUUUCGCCUCCUCCUUACUCGGUCCCUGUACAAUGCUCCACCGUCUUUUCUUCUGGUAAUUCGCGCUGCCAUGUAUAUAUCCCAGAUACCAAGAUGCGCAUUGAUAUCCUCCUUC